AUGCCGCACGUCGCACGAGCUAUACUAUUGGGUUCAAUCUCAACUGGCCUUGUUUCUCUUCUAUCUUUAGCCGGAGCCUUUAUUGUUCCUCUUUUGCGUGGUCCAUCCAAAAAUAGAUGGAUGCACUUUUUCAUAUCCAUGGCUGUUGCAACAUUGAGUUCAGAUGCCCUUCUACAUAUUAUUCCCCAAAUUUUGGGAUUACAUAAUCACUCUAGCGAAGCAGAGCAUUUGAACACUACGAGUGGCAGCGACGCUCAUCAGGAUCAUUCUCAUCAACAUCAUAACCAUCAACAUCAUCAUCAUUCUCAUAACUCGAGUCAUUCAAUUGAAGAUCAUGAUUCUGCAAAUGAUGAGCCACAUCAUCUUCAUCAACAUUCACAUGAGCAUUCUCAUGAUCAUUCCCAUGAUCACGUUGAUCUAUGGACUAUCACUGAAGACAGAACCAUCCUUAUGUAUCUCUCACUCAUCAUGAUAGCCGUAUAUCUUCUCUAUUUGAUGGAGUUCAUAGUUUACAACAGAAAGAAAACUCAUCGGUGUAAAAUACCUGAAGGACACAGCAUUGCUGGCAAAGAAAUUUUCGAGGAUAGCGAAUCUUCCCUAAGCGACUCAAGAGUUUCAGCUUGUCAGAAAAGUGAUAUAUCCACUGAUGAUGAAGAAAAUGCUGAACAAACAGCGUAUUGUUGCGGUUUGAAGAGCCGAGCCGUUGUAAUUUUGAUGGGAGAUGGAAUUCAUAAUUUGGUUGACGGAGUCGCUAUCGGGGCUUCAUAUCUAGCUUCAACCCAAUUAGGCAUUAUAACAACUAUUGCCGUUGUAUGUCACGAACUGCCACACGAACUCGGAGAUCUCGCUGUCUUGCUAGAUUCUGGAUUAAGCAUGUGGAAAGCAUUGGCAUUGAAUCUUCUGUCUGCUCUAACAGCUUUCAUAGGAUUGUAUGGAAGUAUUGCUUUAGGAUAUAAUGCUGAAGCUGAAAAGAUGUUACUUGCUCUAACAGCUGGAAUGUUCUUGUAUGUAGCAUGGAUUGAUAUGUUAGCUCAUCUGAAGCAUGACGGAGUUCAUCGUGAUCACUGGCUUGUCAUUUGUACUUUACAAUCACUCGGCUUUUUCAUCGGCUUUUUCAUGGUGUUCAGCUUAGGUUGGCUUGAACAUGAUCUUUUUCAUUAA
Molecule: messenger RNA, 1161 nt
Organism: Auanema sp. JU1783
Lineage: Eukaryota; Metazoa; Nematoda; Chromadorea; Rhabditida; Rhabditidae
Source: the annotation of a GenBank genome assembly